This is a messenger RNA of Cloeon dipterum, 1586 nucleotides long. Its product is annotated as protein yellow-like. The record is from RefSeq and is a predicted model, not a curated record. Lineage: Eukaryota; Metazoa; Arthropoda; Insecta; Ephemeroptera; Baetidae. The transcript is spliced from 4 exons. Bases 1 to 1296 code for a protein of 431 amino acids.
AUGACUCCGUUUUUCGUCGCCAUUUUCUUGCUGGCAACCGCCGACACCUUCACUCAGGCCUAUGAAUCGUCCGGUGAUGGUGAUACCGAAGAUUCGACCGAAGAUUCGUCCUAUGAUGAAUCGGUCUAUGAUUUGUCAAUGGAGUCAUGCAUGAAGCAGGACUUGGAAUAUCAAACUUUCAAACCACAGGAUAUUGAAGCUCGUUACAUGGCGGUCUACGGAACAAGGAUCUUCAUCAGCCUUGGAAAAUCUACAGGCAUUCCGGCGACUCUGUUCUCUUUCCCGACGAAUGGCGCGUUCUCUGCGUCCCCGAAUCUCACUCCAUUUCCUUCGUUGGUCAUGCAUAAAUUUGGAGAUUGCAAUAAAAUUGAAGAAGCAAGAGGGGUGCAAGUAGAUGCCGUUGGAAGGCUGUGGGUGCUCGAUUACGGUAGUGACGACUGCAAUGGCAAAAUAUGGACCAUUGACCUGUCCGAUAAUGAUCACACCGAACUAAUUCACCGAUUUGGUUCUCGCGACUGGAUACGUGACUUGGCGCUUGAUGAAACACCCAACGGAACCUUGGCCUACAUCUCCCAGUUUGGUGGACAACACAUUGUCGUGUAUAGUUUGGAAAGAAACCAAUCAUGGACUGUGCACACGCCAGGAAUCAAGGCCUAUUCCAUUGCCCUGUCCCCGAAGGAUGAAGAACCGAGACAGCUCUACCUUGGCCAAUUGAGCUCCACUGAACUGUUUUCAAUUUCCGUUGCCGAACUCCGCAACGGAAAUCGAACUUCAAAUCCGAAACUAAUCGGAAAUUGGACUGCAGAACCAUACAGAAUGCGGAUGGACAAUCACGGGACCAUGUAUGCCACCUUUCGGAGGAAGAAUUUCAUACAAUCUUGGAAAACUUCCCAGCCAUUUGAGGAGCAGCAUUUUCAUGAGGUCGCGGGACCGAAUAAUUGUGUUCCGUUUACUUUUGCCUUGGACCAUGAUGGAAUUCUUUUGAUAAUGCUGUUUGAUUAUUGUAAUAAGCCAAGGCUAUUGGAGGCUGCUGUGGGUGAAAAAUCCUUCAAGACUUCGCCAGAACAAUGUCAACUGUUCAACAUCAUUCUGAUCUGCUCCAACGUAUUUACCGUGAUCCUGUCGGGUUUGAUCAUUCUUUGGCUCAUCCUGAGACAGAGGAGGAACAACUCCAUUCCGCCAAACACCAACGAGGUCCAGGAAAUGCCCGUUAUCGCUGACAACCACGCCGAUGACGUCGGCCCCGCGGAAAGUGCCGCAGUACGAGGAAGAAGUCAUAUACGACCAGGUUGCUGACACGCCCCCUUCUCCUGGUCUCUACGAGCCACCGAUUUUUCUCAGCCCGCGAUCGGCGAGAAGAGGGAAAGCGAUGCGUGCGAGGCAGAGGGCUUUCGAGAAAUUUGGGGAGGCGCCUCGAGCUCCAGUCGAUCAGUACGACGACGUCGACCCUGCUGAACCGGAACCUUUGUACGAUAACGUUGCACCGGCAACUUCCAGGACACCAAGACUGCUUCCGAGUCUGCGCAAUACCUGAAAUUCCUGCCAUGAGCAUCAACGGCAUACUCGGUUCUUUGGAAAUAAAUUAU